Anopheles funestus (African malaria mosquito) is the source of this 3296-nucleotide messenger RNA. Its product is annotated as aromatic-L-amino-acid decarboxylase-like. Lineage: Eukaryota; Metazoa; Arthropoda; Insecta; Diptera; Culicidae. The record is from RefSeq and is a predicted model, not a curated record. Gene Ontology annotation, biological process: serotonin biosynthetic process; amino acid metabolic process; catecholamine metabolic process. The transcript is spliced from 5 exons. Gene Ontology annotation, molecular function: pyridoxal phosphate binding; aromatic-L-amino-acid decarboxylase activity. The coding region runs from base 1543 to 3009 and encodes 488 amino acids.
GAUGGUUGUGUAACGUUUCACAUUUUGUGGUUGUCCAUUUGCAACAACAAGUGUACCGGAAUCUGAAUCCGAACCCGAGGCUAACCGGUCUGGAGCUAGAAACAAUUCUUCUGAUGGUAGCUUUUUCAUUAAACUGGUUCCCGUCCGUGUAGUAGUUCGAUUCUGUGUUGUCAGUGGGGAAGCCUUCCGGUGGAGGCCAUUGAUAUUGGUCACGAAUGCAACACGUUCGCUUUCACACGAAGCAAAUCACGCGACCUUAGAACGUUUGCAAGCCACUCAGGUAAAAGUGAUUGGUGGUAGAGUUUUUGGUAGGAUUUCUACAAGAACUUCAGCUUACAGAUUUUGAUCUCGUUCUCCAGUCACGACCAGUUCCACAUUCUGUGUCGUCGUUUUUUUUUCUUUAUUGCCAAUUUCAUUUUGUGAUCGUGUAGUUCGCAUCAAGGUUAACCUCCAUCUCCGAAUGUGAUGCAGAUCCCGAGGACUUUGUGAAGGUUCACCGGAACUGAAAGUGUUUGCAGCUGCAUUCCUUCGCUCGUGCUACAGUUAGAGAUGUGUGUGAUUGUGUUUUGUUGUUUUUUGCGCAAGUAGAAUGUAAUGUUUCCGCUUCGUUCUGUAGAGUAGAGCAAAAAGGAAACAGCGAAAAGUAACUAAUCAUAAACGCUGUGGGGUGCCCCAACAAGGACUUUGCUAUUAAUAUGUGCCAGCGUAACAUUGCUUAAUGGGACGCUAGAAUGAAAUGAAUGAAGGAAAUGAAUCGAAUACAACGUACAGUGUGGCUUUCGAAUGUAACACAUGAUUGCUACCGAGGAAACCGACUCUUAUCAGAAUGCAAUCUUUUGAUAAUGCGAAACAAUUACACCAGAGAUUAUCUGUAACGCAUAAAUAAACGCAUUCCUUUUUUAGCCUAUGAUAGUGUCUUGAAUGGCUUCUUCCUGAUAUGAUAAGAAACCAACAGCAUUGUACAGGUCGUUAUUGAUUGCUAAUUUUUCUAACCUGGGUUGGAAGUAGUGCACAAUCAUUCCAGUUCACGGUACAUGCGGAACGCGGCGUGUAGAAUGGAUAGAGAAAAGACAUCAUUAAAUAACUCAAUUAUGUUUCAAUAGCAGUACCAAACCAAGGAGUGUGUCCCUCCGACAGGCAAAGUGUUUGCUAUAAAGUAUCAAAAACUUCCAAACUCAAUUAAAUCCCGUACGAUCUGGGAACACGGUCGUCUCAUUUUAUCGGCCCUGCUUACUUCGAGAACCGAAGCGUGGAUCGAUUGAUUUACUACACUGGUGUUCGUGUGUUUGUACCAUACCGCCCAAUCGGUGCUCCUCGUAGUAUGAUAGUGAAGUAUAUUACAGCAUCCCGAAUGUAACACACAGUCGGUCAUCUCGUGUCGUUCAUAUUGGAGAAGCGACGGCAUUUUUGUGUGCUUUUAGGUGUUUCGGUGUAGCAAAACGAAGCGUCACAAUUGGCGAUUUUAAAAGCUUCUCUUACCUUUAAGAAAUACGAUUAUUAAAUUAUUUGUUAUUACGUGUUCCGUGUAAUAUUGCUAUCAAGAUGCCUGUUCCCUGUGAAAAACGAACCGAAAUGCAGGCCCCAGAGUUCAAGGACUUUGCGAAGGAGAUGGUCGAUUACAUCUCUAACUAUCUCGAGAAUAUCCGUGACAGACGUGUUCUACCAACCGUUCAGCCGGGCUAUCUGCGCCCGCUUAUCCCCGAUGAAGCACCCCAGCAGCCGGAAAAGUGGGAAGAUGUGAUGGCCGACGUCGAGCGGGUUAUUAUGCCCGGCGUUACCCACUGGCACAGCCCAAAGUUCCACGCGUACUUCCCCACGGCCAACUCUUAUCCGGCGAUCGUGGCUGAUAUGCUGAGCGGUGCCAUCGCUUGCAUUGGUUUCACCUGGAUUGCUAGUCCCGCUUGUACUGAGCUUGAGGUGGUAAUGCUGGACUGGUUGGGCAAAAUGUUGGACCUACCGAAUGAGUUCCUGGCUUGUUCCGGUGGACAGGGUGGUGGUGUUAUACAAGGCACAGCCAGUGAGGCAACGCUUGUGGCGCUGCUCGGUGCUAAGGCGAAGGCAAUGAAACGUGCCAAGGAGGAACAUCCUGAAUGGGACGAUCAUACCAUCGUGUCAAAGCUGGUUGGAUACACAUCCAAUCAAUCUCAUUCCUCGGUAGAGCGUGCUGGAUUACUCGGAGGUGUGAAGCUUCGUGGCCUGAAAGCGGACGAAAACCUGAAGCUGCGUGGUGAAACGCUCGAGAAAGCCAUCAAGGAAGAUCUGGAAGCUGGUCUGAUUCCGUUCUACGUAGUGGCGACACUCGGCACGACCAACACCUGCGCGUUCGAUCGGCUCGACGAGAUCGGUCCGGUUGCCAAUCGGUACAACGUCUGGGUGCACGUAGAUGCGGCCUAUGCCGGAUCGGCCUUCAUCUGUCCAGAGUAUCGUUACCUCAUGAAGGGCAUCGAAACGGCCGAUUCGUUCAACUUCAACCCGCACAAGUGGAUGCUGGUGAACUUUGACUGCAGUGCCAUGUGGCUGAAGGAACCGUACUGGAUUGUGAACGCGUUCAACGUUGAUCCACUCUAUCUAAAGCACGACAUGCAGGGUUCGGCACCGGACUAUCGCCACUGGCAGAUUCCGCUCGGUCGUCGUUUCCGCGCGCUCAAGCUGUGGUUCGUGCUGCGACUGUACGGUGUGGACAACCUGCAGGCUCACAUCCGGCGUCACUGCGGGUUCGCGAAACAGUUCGAAGCGCUAUGCUGUGCGGAUGAGCGUUUCGAGAUUUUUGGCGAGGUACAAAUGGGUCUCGUUUGCUUCAAGCUGAAGGGCUCGAACGAGCUGAAUGAGGCACUGUUGAAGCGCAUCAAUGGUCGCGGUAACAUUCAUCUGGUCCCGUCCAAGGUUAACGAUGUGUACUUCCUGCGUAUGGCAGUGUGUUCGCGCUUCACUGAGACGUCUGAUAUCGACUACUCGUGGAAGGAGGUUUCGGCAGCCGCUGAUGAGCUGCUGGCCGAUCAAAAGAAGUAAACACGAGCACUUUUCGGCUAGAUGCUGCUCGCGCUCAUUCCAUCCUCAUGCAAGAAUCGCAAUCCUUUUUCCUCGUUUCCUCGUUAAGUUUUUACCUAAUAUGAACGUUUAAUUUAUUUAUCGAACGAACGAAACAUACACAUUCCGUACUGCAAGUAUUACAGGGACCAGGGUGUACGGGGUGGUUCGGCAACUGCCAGGACUCAUUCGCGUGGCAAUCAAACAAAAAGGAAAACCAGGCAAUAAUGAUAACGAUCACAAUAAAUACGAUACAAUGAAACAAGUUA